AUGUAUGGACAUGCAAUCGCAUUUGACUCAACAUAUAAGACCAAUAGUUAUGGCAAACCGUUACUUAUAUGGGUGGGAGUCAACAACCAUUUCAGGACUACCAUACUAGGCCUUGCAAUUCUCGCAAAUGAGUCUGCAAGCAGCUACAUGUGGGCGACACGAGCCUUUUUAGAAUGUAUGGAUGAGGCUCAACCCAAAACAGUUGUCACCGAUGGCGAUGAGGCGAUUGCAACAGUAAUAGAGGCUUUGAUCCCAAAUGCAACCCACCGCCUUUGUUAUUGGCAUAUGCACAACAAAGCUGUUAAAAAGGUGAAAGACCCAAGUUUCAGCGAAAGCCUAACAAAGCUGGUGUUCAAGUAUUAUGAUGUUGACGAGUUUGAGGAGAAAUUCAGUGAAGUUAUGAUACAGUAUGGGUUGCAAGGAAAGAAGUAUGGUACUAAAUUGUACAAUGCAAGACAUAAAUGGGCAGAGACCUACUUGAGAGGGAACUUUUUCUGUGGCAUGUUAACCACCCAACGUAACGAAGGUAUUAAUGCCAUUCUGAAGAAAAAAUUGAACCAGAAGUUGAAGCUAUAUGAAUUUGUUAGGGCCCUUGACAUGGCCCUUUCAUGGGUUAGGCAUCGCGAAGCAACCGAUGAUUAUGAGUCACUGCACACAUCACCACAAUUAGGAGUGACGAACUUACCAGUUGUGGAGGAAGAACUUUCAAGGAUAUAUACAAGGAAUAUGUUUUUUAAGGUUAGACGACAAAUGUCAAAGGAAGGCCACUACACUGUACUCACAAAAACCAUCAUGGAGGGUGCUAUAAUGAUGAAACUCCACAAGUUUCGUCGGGGCCCAAGCCGAGCAGUCUAUGCAACUUUUGCUCAUGACUUUUUUGUCUGUGAAUGCCAAUAUUUUCUUACAUUUGGGAUACCAUGUAGGCAUAUGUUUGCUGUAAUGAAGCACCUAGACACGGGACACAUGCCAAAGUCACUUAUUGUGACACAGUGGACAAUUGAAGCUCGGUCGGGAGAGAGUUCAAUCUAG
Humulus lupulus (European hop) is the source of this 1029-nucleotide messenger RNA. Its product is annotated as protein FAR1-RELATED SEQUENCE 5-like. The coding region runs from base 1 to 1029 and encodes 342 amino acids. The record is from RefSeq and is a predicted model, not a curated record. Lineage: Eukaryota; Viridiplantae; Streptophyta; Magnoliopsida; Rosales; Cannabaceae. The transcript has a single exon. Gene Ontology annotation, biological process: regulation of DNA-templated transcription. Gene Ontology annotation, molecular function: zinc ion binding.